ACCGCCGCAGCAAAGCAGGCGGGCUUGACCGUGAGAAUGGCCAAUGACAGAAAAACCUCAGACAUGAAGGUGGAAAAGAAAAAGAAAAAAAUAAAGCAUCCCAUGUCAGAAAAGAAAAAGGUGGAAAAGGAAAAGGAAAAAAUGAAGCAUCCCAUGUCAGAAAAGGAGCAACAGGUUCAUGAGCCUGAGUUGAAAAAACAAAAACUGGAGAAAGAGAAACAGAAUGAGGAGGAGGAGGAGGAUCAUGAACUUUCCGCAGAGGAGAAGAGGACAUUGGAAAGAAAGCUGAAGAAAGAGCGCAAGAAGGAACAAAAGAAAUUAAUGCGAGAAGCGAGAGGGACUGCAGCUAAGGAAGAAGAAUCUAAGAAACCAUCAGGGUCAGAGUUGGCACUAGACUACUUAACUACCUGGUCUGAAAGCCCCAAAGAGUGGAAGUUUCAAAAGACAAGGCAAACAUGGCUUCUUCUACACAUGUACGAUCAAGACAAGGUCCCCGAUAAAUAUUUUUCUAUUUUAUUGCGGUACCUUGAAGGGCUCCAGGGCAGUGCACGAAGCCUAACUGUACAGAAAGCAGAAGUUCUCAUGAAGGAAUACGACAAUUCUGAAGCAAAUGAUCCUAGCCUUCCGGAGAAAUGUGAGCGCAUCCGAAAAGUUCUACAGUUGUUGUCAUGAAAACCUCUCAGCCUGUCAAGCCCCUUCCAUGAUCCAUUUAUCAGUUUAAUGUUACAGGAACAGAGCUGAAUAUAAUUCCUACUCUUUAAACAUUUCUUUAAAAUUCAGAUCCUUUCCAGAGCAGUAUUAGUCAAGGCGUUUUUAAUCUCCAUCCUCUUGUUUUUAAAGCAAAUGUCUUCUCAGGUUACAAGGUGGUGAAAAAUAAUAGCAAAAUAUGAUGGACUGGUCAGUAUUAAAAACAAAAGCAACAACAAUACUUGGACUUAUACCCGUAUCUUACUGCUCUUCUUUUAGGAAAUGUUUUCUUUUAGCUUUUUGCUGUGUAAAUUAUUAAGAGUUUUGCUAAUGACAAUUUCCCCACCCCCAGAAUGGUUUUAAACCAGAUUGUGAAGCCUCCACUGAGGUAGCUGAAAUCUUCUAACCCUUGGUUUGUCAUUGGGUUGUGAACUCUGGGUUGUUUGUAGUUAACAACCCACAGUUGAACAAUAGGGUAAGGUCUGCACGUAACGACAACCCGCGAUUCAACAACAGCCUUAAUCAACCUGUACUCUGGUGUGAUAUUACAUGCUAACCAGGUAAUUGUCUGUUUAAGCUGAAGAUCUGGAAGCCGUUGUUCUUUGUUGAUCCGCCUUCAUUUGCCUUUAAAGUUUGUUUUAUUUCAAUUAGCUACAUAAUGCACAUCUGAAGUAACACAGUCAUAGGCUUUUCCAUGUUUAUGAUCAAUAAAAGGAGAUUUUGCUGCUGUUUUGCUGCAUUCCUGACCUUCACAUUAUCCUCAUGUGGUUAUUUUCUAGUUGAAUAAAU
This is a messenger RNA of Elgaria multicarinata webbii, 1476 nucleotides long. It is a transcript of the gene CHLSN, whose product is annotated as chromosome 17 C7orf50 homolog. The record is from RefSeq and is a predicted model, not a curated record. Lineage: Eukaryota; Metazoa; Chordata; Lepidosauria; Squamata; Anguidae. The transcript is spliced from 5 exons. Bases 37 to 672 code for a protein of 211 amino acids.